AGUUCAAUUAUUACGAUGGUCAUCUGGUUUCUCUCAACCCUAGAGAGAGAAGUUAUAGUGUGUGAGAGAGAGAGAGUGAAUUGAGUGUGAAGUUGCGUGGAGUAAACCCCCAUCUCACACAUACUCUCUCUUCAACGUAGAGUGUUUGGCUUUGUUGGUCUGAUUAGAACCUGCACAGGCCUGUCAUAUUUCAUAUUUGCAGGUUUGGAGUUCAUCAUAACCUUUCAUUUCAUCACUACCACAUCACUUUCACUUUCACUGUUCUCUCUCUUUCUCUCUCUAAACGCCAAACAUCUCUCUAUCUCUAGUAACCACCAUCUCCACUUUCUUUCUCUCUCUACGUAACUUUUCUCUCUCUCUAAAUAUAGAAUAGUCUUAGUCAUGGCGGAGCGAUUUGAACCUUACCAUGUCCCACAACAGAGCAGGAGAGAGAAACUCAGAGAGGUCGUCCAGAACCACCCCCGAUGCGCAGAACACCUCCAAGAGUGCACAGGUUACCCCCCUCUCUACGAUCCAUCCGAUUUGCUAACUUGCACCAGCCUCCCCAACCAAACCACAAGCUCAAGUAGUUGUGGGGUUGUUAAAGGCGAGGGUGUGAAUUUGAUGGGUUAUGUUGGAAAUUUCUUCAAUGUUGCUUCUUCGUCAUCAGCUUCCACUUCACACCAUCUCUAUAUGGACCCACAAUCGUCUAUUCACAUAAACCCUAACUCGAUUCAAGAUAGUAUGAGCAACAACCCUUUUCUCUACACCCCUCAAAACCUUAGAGUUCUUGAUCAGUCCUUUCAUGGUGGUGAAAUUGUGGUGUCUAAACCAGAAGCUUUGUUGAUGACUCAUGAGUCGGUUAGUACCAAUGGGCAAGGGUUGUCUCUGUCUUUGUCUUCACAUCAUACCAACCAAAGCAAACUUCCUCUGAAAAUGAUCCCACAGAGAUACGAGUCUUCAAUGUUGAACGAAAAGCUUACACCUGGUUGUGGGUAUAAUUUUCCGGCCACCAUUUGUGGUGGUGGUUUGUCUUCAAACGACAUAUCGAGACCGAGUUCAGUCCCUCUCGGUCCCUUUACUGGUUAUGCUUCGAUUUUGAAGGGUUCGAGGUUCUUGAAGCCUGCAGAGCAAUUGCUAGAGGAUUUUUGUGAUGUGGGUAGGGGAAUUUACGCAGAAAAGAUUAGUGUGGACUCGAGUUUGGUGGAUUCUUCACUGGAAAGUUUAAGCGGAACUGGAAUCGCUGAUGAUUGGCACAGUUUCGAAGAUGAGGGCGAGCACCGGAGGAAGAAAUCGAGGCUAAUUUCGUUGCUGGAUGAGGUCUACAAAAGGUGCAAGCAUUAUUGCCAACAGAUGCAGGCAGUUGUAGCAUCAUUUGAAUCUGUUGCUGGGCUUGGCAAUGCAGCUCCGUUUGUGAAUUUGGCUUUAAAAGCCAUGUUUAAACACUUCAGGUGCUUGAAGGAUGCAAUCACUGACCAGCUCCAGUUCACUAGGAAAGCUCAUGGUCAUGUAGGCUAUAGAAAAGAUGAAACUACAAGGUUUGGAAACUCCAAUAUAGGUCUUUAUAGCCCAAGAACAGUUCAUAACUUGGGAUCUCUUGAACAGCAACCUGUUUGGCGGCCCCAAAGAGGACUUCCUGAGCGUGCUGUCAGUGUGCUCAGGGCAUGGUUGUUUGAACACUUCCUGCACCCCUACCCUACGGACACGGACAAGCUAAUGUUAGCUAAACAGACUGGUCUCUCACGUAGUCAGGUCUCCAACUGGUUCAUAAACGCAAGAGUAAGACUUUGGAAGCCAAUGGUGGAAGAAAUACAUUCACUUGAAACAAGGCAAGAUCAAAAAGCUUCGCAAAGGGAAGAACAACUUGUCGACAGGCCAAGUGAUCAUUUGCCUACAGCCAACCUGUGUGCGUCUGGUAACCCAUGUACCUCUAUCCAAAGGGCUGAAGACCUCUCAUCUAGCUGCACCAGAACUGAAUUUCUUGAUGCACCCAUGGAGAGUGAGGAGCCAAUGCAUUUAUCUUAUGACAAUUUGUUGCGUCAUCCACAUGUCAGUGUCGGUUUGAGCUCUGCAGGUGGAAGUAGUGGUGUCUCUUUAACACUGGGUCUCCAUCAGAAUAAUGGGAUUGGUUUAUCUGAACACUCUCCGAUUAGUGCAGCUCACCAAUUCAGCCUUGAUGCAAAUAACGAGCGGUAUAUAACAGGUAAUCUUGGAGCACAGAAUCAGCGAUUUGGAAGGGACAUUAUUGGAGGGCAACAUUUUCAUGAUUUUGUUGGCUGAAGAUAUCAUUUUCUAGGGCUGUCUUCUCUAGAUAAUCUAGAUAACGUAAUGAGAAGGGCUGCAGUUGGUGGACUCAAAUCAAUCUGUCUGUUUCAGACAUGAUGAAGUUAAAUGGUUGCUCCACUCUGGUGGUAGAAUGUAUAGUCAUAAUUUUUCCAAAUUCACUCUUUGGGUAUAUAUACGUAUGUGUUCUACUUUUUCUAGAUGUGUACACAAUCGAAAUUAUUGCAAGGACGUUUACAUUUUGGUCGCGAAAUUGGAAUCCUUUACUUUUUCCU
Cornus florida is the source of this 2537-nucleotide messenger RNA. RefSeq names its product BEL1-like homeodomain protein 9. The transcript has 4 exons. Gene Ontology annotation, molecular function: RNA polymerase II cis-regulatory region sequence-specific DNA binding; DNA-binding transcription factor activity, RNA polymerase II-specific. Gene Ontology annotation, biological process: regulation of transcription by RNA polymerase II. Bases 382 to 2259 code for a protein of 625 amino acids. The record is from RefSeq and is a predicted model, not a curated record. NCBI's taxonomy places the organism in Eukaryota, Viridiplantae, Streptophyta, Magnoliopsida, Cornales, Cornaceae.